GACACGCUGACUACAACAAUAAGGGGGAGAAGGAUUGGAAAUAUGUGGCAUGGAGACCCUCUCUGUGUGAAAUAUGUACUUUCCUCUCCUUGACUACUGUGUUGAGCGAACUGUGGAAGAAGUCUUGGUUGUCCUCCUGUAUUUAAAAAUGUUUGGCAGCGGCACCAGGAAAUGGUUUGUGAAGGGGCAGAAGAACUACAGGAAGCCGUCUGUCAGGAGGAAGAAGAAGAAGUGGGCGGCCAAAAUCCUCAAGCAGCACAGGGAGAGGAUCUUGAAGGAGCUGGACGUGAACAAGGUGCUGCCGUACCUGGUGUACGACAAGGUGUUCUCUCUCAGGGAGUACAAGGAGAUCCUGGGCCACGACACCAGCAAGAAAAGGGCAGAGAUAUUCCUGGACCAGCUUUCUCUGAAGGGCCCGGGUGCUUUUUAUGCCUUCUGCUCCAUACUGGAGGAAGUGUGUCCUCACCUGCUGACCUGUUUUCUGCUGGACAUUGAAGAUCGGCCCGCAGUAAAGAGUUCACCAGGUCAACACAGGAAGGAGGAGGGGGUCAUGGCACCUCACAAUCAGGGUCACUUCCUGUCCAGCGAGCACGAGGUGAUGCGGCCGCCUCCGAUCUACAGCGACCCCGUCUUUGACCCCAGGGUGACCCCCAGCUGUGACGCCUCGACUGCUGCAGCCCCCCCGGCGAGCGUGAGCCAGGGGAAGCCGUCCCUGCGUCGGAUCAAGGGUCGGAUUCACAGGAGCAAGAGCCUGGACAGCAUCGACCUACUCGAGUCUAACAGUGCAGCUAUGGAGGAGACGGUAAUAUGGGAACAGCACACAGUGACUCUUCACAGGGCGCCGGGGUUCGGGUUCGGGAUAGCCAUUUCGGGAGGUCGGGAUAACCCUCAUUUUCAGAGCGGCGAGACCUCCAUCGUCAUAUCCGACGUCCUGAAAGGAGGCCCGGCGGAGGGGCUGCUGCAGGAGAAUGACCGGGUCGUGAUGGUCAACGCCGUCUCCAUGGACAACGUGGAGCACGCGUACGCAGUGCAACAGCUUCGGAAGAGCGGGAAGAACGCAAAAAUAACGAUCCGGAGGAAGCGGAAAGUGCAGAUCCCGGUGGCUCGCCCCGGCGCCCGGGAGACCGUGUCGGAGCACGAGGAAGAGGAGGACGAGGACAGCUACGACGACGACGAGAUGUACGACGAGCGGAGCGCCCGCAGCGGGCCCAGCGCCUACGGCGGGGUCUCGGGGAGGCGGAGCGAGAGGGGCGGAGCCCAGCGGGACCGCAGCGCCUCCAGGGAGAGGAGCCUGUCGCCCCGCUCCGACCGCCGCUCCGUCGUCUCCUCCACCCUGCCCCCGCGCCCCGCCAAGGUCACCCUGGUCAAGUCCCGUAAGAAUGAAGCAGAAUACGGCCUGCGAUUGGCCAGCCACAUAUUUGUCAAGGACAUCUCCCCAGAGAGCCUGGCAGCGAGGGACGGGAACAUUCAGGAGGGGGACGUGGUGCUGAAGAUCAAUGGAACGGUGACGGAGAACUUGUCCUUGAUCGACGCCAAGAAGCUGAUAGAGAGGUCGAAGGGCAAGCUCAAAAUGGUGGUGCAGAGGGACGAGAGAGCGACGCUGCUGAACAUCCCCGACCUGGACGACAGCGUCCCUUCCGCCAACGCGUCUGACCGAGACGACAUUUCAGAAAUUCAUUCACUGGCAUCAGACCAUUCCAAUCGAUCACAUGACAGAAACCGCAGCAGUCGUUCGCGCUCGCCCGACAGGCGGUCGGAACCCUCCGACCUUUCCAGGCAUUCUCCACAGCCAAUCAGCAACGGCAGGACUGCGGGUUCUCUCUUGCACAGAAUCCUCCCGCUCCACAGAAGUCGUGAGGAGGAGAGAAGUUCAAAGCCAGGGUCGCUUUCCACUCCCGUAAAACUUGCAGAGGACCCGCUAACCAACAAGCCGGCCGAACAGCCUGGGGCCAAAGAGGAGACCAUGUUACCCCCUCUGCCAGAGCCCAAACCGGUGUACGCCCAGCCCGGGCAACCGGACGUUGACCUGCCCGUCAGCCCCUCCGAUGCACCAGUGCCCAGCGUCGCCAACGACGACAGCAUCCUGAGACCAAGCAUGAAGCUGGUGAAGUUUAAGAAGGGGGAGAGCGUGGGGCUGCGUCUGGCAGGGGGGAACGACGUGGGCAUCUUCGUGGCAGGCGUGCUGGAGGACAGCCCCGCGGCCAAGGAGGGCCUGGAAGAAGGAGAUCAGAUUCUCAGGGUAAACAACGUUGACUUUGCAAACAUAAUUCGAGAAGAGGCCGUGCUGUUCCUCCUUGAUCUGCCGAAAGGAGAGGAGGUCACCAUUCUGGCCCAAAAGAAGAAGGAUGUGUACCGGCGAAUCGUGGAGUCGGACGUGGGCGACUCGUUCUACAUCCGGACCCACUUUGAGUACGAGAAGGAGUCCCCGUACGGCCUGAGCUUCAACAAGGGUGAGGUGUUCCGCGUGGUGGACACCCUCUACAACGGCAAGCUGGGCUCCUGGCUGGCCAUCCGCAUUGGCAAGAACCACCAGGAGGUGGAGAGGGGCAUCAUCCCCAACAAGAACAGGGCGGAACAGCUGUCCAGCGUGCAGUACACCCUCCCCAAAACAGCGGGGGGCGACCGCGCGGACUUCUGGAGGUUCCGCGGCCUGCGCAGCUCCAAGAGGAACCUGCGGAAGAGCCGGGAGGACCUGUCCGCCCAGCCGGUCCAGACCAAGUUCCCCGCCUACGAGAGGGUGGUGCUGAGAGAGGCGGGGUUCCUGCGGCCGGUGGUGAUCUUUGGGCCCAUUGCGGACGUGGCGCGGGAGAAGCUGGCCAGGGAGGAGCCAGACGUGUUUGAGCUGGCGAAAAGCGAACCCAGAGAUGCUGGGUCCGACCAGCGCAGCUCCGGAAUCAUCCGUCUACACACCAUCAAGCAGAUCAUUGACCGGGAUAAACAUGCUGUGUUGGACAUAACCCCCAACGCAGUCGACAGGCUGAACUAUGCUCAGUGGUACCCCAUCGUGGUGUUCCUGAACCCCGACAGCAAGCAGGGCGUGAAGAACAUGAGGACGCGUCUGUGCCCCGAGUCCAGGAAGAGCGCCCGGAAGCUGUACGACCGCGCCAUCAAACUGAGGAAGAUCAACCACCACCUCUUCACCACCACCAUCAACCUGAACAACAUGAACGACGGGUGGUACGGAGCCCUGAAGGACACCAUCCAGCAGCAGCAGAACCAGCUGGUGUGGGUUUCAGAGGGCAAGGCGGACGGCGCCCCCGACGACGACCUGGAUCUCCACGACGACCGGCUGUCGUACCUGUCGGCGCCGGGCAGCGAGUACUCCAUGUACAGCACGGACAGCCGCCACACCUCCGACUACGAGGACACGGACACGGAGGGCGGAGCCUACACCGACCAGGAGCUGGACGAAACGCUCAACGACGAGGUGGGCCUGCCCACGGAGCCCGCCAUCACCCGCUCGUCCGAGCCCGUCCGCCAGGACCCGCCCGUCAUCCAGGAGCCGCCCGGCUACGCCGGCUACCAGCACGCGCCGCAGCCCGACCCGCUCAACCGGAUAGACCCCGCCGGGUUCAAGGGGUCCGCCUCCCAGCAGAAAGCAGAGGCUGUUCCUGCCAUGCCUUGCCUUCCCCUGCAGCCCGGGGCCGUGACAGCGCCCCCUGCUGUCGACCUCUCUGUACAUGUAGCUGGUAUGAGCCCUGAGGAGCCUCCGUCCGCUCCCCAGAGCGAACCCAGCCCCCAGGCUGGCUCGCUUAGGAGACCCACCCCCGAGCUAGCUCAGCCCCCGACACACGACCCCCACCAAUCCGGACCGCCCAAUUCCGAACCAAAGAUAUACAAGAAGGAUCUGUACAGCAUGGAAGACCCGAUGAGGCAUGGACUGAAGCAGCAGCAGCAGCCACCACCCGCGGCCGGGUCGCCGCUGGCCUACGACCCCCAGCCCCCGUACCAGGAAGAACAGCCAUACAGGGAUUACGAGCGCCCCCCCUACCGCUACGACGGGGGCGGCUACCUGGAACCAAAGUCUCGCAGCUUCGACUCGCACCUGCACUACGAGAACCGCGUGCCUCACUACGGCGACCAGUGGUCCCCCUACGACCAGCAGGCCUCCCCUUCCCGGCCGCCUGUCUACCAGCCGGCCCGCCCGCCUGUGGAGAACCAGCACCCCCCUGGCUACGGCCCGCGGCAGGCCUACGAGGGCGGGGGCGAGAGGGACUACAGCCCCCCUCAGCCCCGCUACGACGAGCCGCCCCUGGGCUACGACGGCCGGCCUCGCUACGACCCGCCGCCCAAGGGCUACGCCAAGCCGGGGCCGGUGCGGUACGACGAGCCGCCGCCGCCCGCUUCCGCGGGGUACGACCUGCGCCCCCGCUACGACCCUGAACCACACACCUACACCCCUGCCGCCUCCCAUUCCCCCGAACCCCCCAAGCAAUACUACGGCGACCCUGCACCGCGGUCCCCCUACAACCCAGGACCCCACAACCGCAGCUACAAACCAGGGCAGUACGAGCCCCUCGCCAACUCGGACGCCCCCUUGCCCCCUCCCAAAGCGGAACCCAUCCCUCCCGUUGCCGAUGAGGUCAUCACUGUGGCACCCAAACCUCUGCCCGCACCCUCGACGGGGGAGCCGGAGGAUGACCCCGCCAUGAAGCCACAGUCGGUGCUGACCAGGGUGAAGAUGUUUGAGAACAAGCGCUCCGUAUCAGUGGACCGGGGCAAGGAGGCAGGGGACUCCGUGAGACCAGUGGAUGUGGCCCCCAAGCCUGUCAGUGUCCCUUGCUCUGUCCCUAAAGCAAACUCGCUCAGCCACCUGGACCAGGAGAAGACCACUUACAGGGCUCCAGAACCACAAACCAAACCACCGGAGGACAUUGUGCGCUCCAACCACUACGACCCCGAUGAGGACGAGGAGUACUACAGGAAGCAGCUGUCCUACUUUGACAGACGCAGUUUUGACAGCAAGGCCCCGCCCCAGCCCGCCCCCAUCGCCAAUCGCUUUGCUGAGGUCCCAAAGUCUGCCCAGCCCCAGGCACAGCCCUCAUACAACAACUACAGAUAUCACGGCUCUUACACUCGCUUUGACCACCUGAAAAGGAGUCAAAAGGGGUCAGAGUCGGUGGAGAAGGUGAGUCCUGUGGAGAAGAGAUACGAACCUGUGCCCCCAGCUACGACCCCUCCCACCCAGUACAGCCAGCCCAGCCCCACUGUCCCGCCCAAGCCUACCGCCACUGAAGUGAACGCCCUGUCUGAUCCCCGUGGCUCCCCAAAAUCUAAACCUGACCUGGCGGGACAGAGACCUGCUAACCGCGAAGACAUGGUCCAGGGCAACUACCUGCCGCAGAAGAGCUUCCCGGAGAAGUCACCCGUGAACGGCACGGACCCGCUGCCGGCCAAGCCCCCUCCUGCCACCUCCAGCUACAACCGCUACGUCCCCAAGCCGUACACCAGCUCCGCCCGGCCUUUCGAGCGCAAGUUCGAGAGCCCCAAGUUCAACCACAACCUGCUGCCCAACGACACGCAGCCCAAGGCCGACUCCGCCCCCGUGCCCAAGGUGGGUGGGGUGACCGCGCCCGGCCCGGUCAAGCCCCAGAGCUCCCCCCAGUCGGCCGAGCUGGACAGCGGCCUGGACACGUUCACGCGGACCGCUGACAACAGGCCCAAAUACCAGCACAACAACAUCAACGCCGUGCCCAAGGCCAUUCCAGUCAGCCCCAGCGCGCUGGAGGAUGACGAGGAGGAUGAAGGGCACACAGUGGUGGCCACGGCCCGGGGCAUCUUCAACUGCAACGGCGGCGUUCUGAGCUCCAUUGAGACAGGCGUCAGUAUCAUCAUCCCUCAAGGCGCCAUCCCCGACGGUGUGGAACAAGAGAUCUACUUCAAGGUCUGCAGGGACAACAGCAUCCUCCCCCCGCUAGACAAAGAGAAAGGAGAGACCCUUCUCAGCCCGCUGGUCAUGUGCGGCCCUCACGGCCUCAAGUUCCAGAAGCCGGUGGAGCUGCGCUUACCUCACUGUGCGUCUAUGACCCCCGACGGUUGGUCUUUUGCUCUAAAAUCCUCCGACUCCUCGUCGGGUGAUCCCAAGAGCUGGCAGAACAAAUCUCUCCCUGGAGACCCCAACUACCUGGUGGGCGCAAACUGCGUAUCGGUGCUUAUCGACCACUUUUGAAGAGGGAAACAGCUGGCCUGUUACUGAGUGUGAACACUGGGGGGUGGAAGGUGAACAGAGCGUCCCCCCAGAACAGCCCCCCCCCACCACCUUCACCACCCUGUGUACUGCGGUUCACGCCACCUGAAGUAUUAACCUUCUGACCUCUGAUGUCAUUUACUUGUGCCCAGGCAAAUUUCCAGAUGAAGGAGGCUUGAAGAAGUUCAUUUUUUCUUUUGUUUUUUCUUCUUUUCUUUUCUUUUCUUUAGGUCUGUAAAGGCUUGCAAAAAUGAUAAAUAAACUGUAAACCAUUAUUGGAGUGCACACCUUGUGCCACUGACUGAAUACUAUUUGCGCCAAGUUUUCCUCUCUACACGGGAAAAACAAACUGCUUUGUCAGACAUGUUUAACAGAAGUGGAAAUAACUUUUGUGUGUAUUCACACACGCAACACACGCGCACGCACUCGCACACACACUUUUACAUGCGCAGACGCACACAGAUUUGAAACUACCGUAAUUACAAUUAUCGUAGUAAUAAAAAUAGCGUGUACUGUUUCUGUCGUUAUUAGAUUAACAGAUGAGGACUUUUGUCACGCUGAUAUUUUUCAUUUUUCCUUUUUUUUUUUCAUUGAUGGACUUGCAAAGGUUUGAGAAUGCUGUGCCAGACCAGAUGCCGUCAUUCUGAUGGCAAGCAUCUCAGAGUCUUAAAAAAAAAAACACAAA
Anguilla rostrata (American eel) is the source of this 6872-nucleotide messenger RNA. Its product is annotated as tight junction protein ZO-1-like. The coding region runs from base 74 to 6169 and encodes 2031 amino acids. Gene Ontology annotation, molecular function: cell adhesion molecule binding. NCBI's taxonomy places the organism in Eukaryota, Metazoa, Chordata, Actinopteri, Anguilliformes, Anguillidae. Gene Ontology annotation, biological process: protein localization to cell-cell junction; cell-cell junction organization; cell-cell adhesion. Gene Ontology annotation, cellular component: plasma membrane; bicellular tight junction. The record is from RefSeq and is a predicted model, not a curated record. The transcript is spliced from 32 exons.